AUCCAAUCCAGUUGGUAGCGUCUGCAAUUUUGAAUGUGCCUUAUCUACAGCAAGACUACAGGAAUCGCACAAUGAUGUCUAGCUGGAACAUUGGUGAUUCUUUCGGACUUAUAAAAGCUCUCGGUUGAUAAACUCGACACUGCUCACGUGGAAUGAUAAGCAGCCCAUUGGUCAUUUUAUUCGCCUUGCAAAAUCUUUGCAGUGGGGCUCCUCUUUUCUUGCAUUCAUUAUUCAUAUCCGGCUCUCCAUCAUAAAAGCACACGCCAGAUAGCUAGCUGGGACAGAGAAGGAAAGAUGCUAUCCCUCGCUAGCACCAGCCCGAACGAAGCUCUGAGAUCGUCGGCGACAAUGGACAGCCAAGACGAAGUCGUGCGUACACCGGACGUGGAUAACGGAGGAAUGAUGAAGGAUGCAACUGUCACUCGACCACCUAACGAUGCCGGAUUGAAAGGUCUCUUUUCGAAAGCUAUCGACCAAAUGAAAGACGAGGAGGAAGACGAGACUGAGCUGGAUAAUCGAAGUAUAUUGAAGGACACAACCACUGCCAAGAAGACGAAGGAAGCCAGUUUGAAAGGUUUCUUUUCAAAAGCAAUAAAGCAAAAGCGCGACGACGUCGACGACGAAGACGCCACUGUAGUGAGCAUGCUCAGUUUUGCCAACAAGGUUGCCUCCAUGGCGGGGCUUCAACGACAGAAGGACAAGAAGGACAAGAAGAGGCAACAGAAAGAAGAAGACGAUGCUUCAGAAACUCCCACCAGUCCUAAACCCACUAGAGUUGUUCCAAUAGCAGCAGAUGAAGGGGGUCUAGAUGAUUCAGCAAACCAUUCAGUAUACUAUGACUUUGUGGUAUGCUCUCACAACCAGAUCUCAAAGUCUGAUUCCACCAAAAGUCUCAGCAGGACACACUCUGGAAGCACAUUGUCUAGUAGUGCUUCACCUGAUGAUCAAAAGACAAGUGUUCGACGGGGCAACAGUCAAACUAGAUCUUCAGCAAGACGCAAGACCCUGCGAUCCUCCAGGUUGGCCAAUGACAUGAGCCCGCGCCGCUCAACCAGGGACACGAAAGAAACUCUUAGGAACUCUACUGGUAGCAGGCGCUCCUCCAAGGCACGACGUGUCAAGUCCGAUGGAUUGUCCAGUUCCAAAUCCUCACCAGCUUUGGGAAGGAGUGGCCACGGCCACAAAAGAGUGUCCUCAGAUUCCACCAUGAAAAGGACCAAACGUCGAUCCAGAUCAUCCUUGACCUCUUUAUCCUCUGACAAGAAGAGGCUUCUUGAUGAUGAUGAUGAUCUGGAUAGCAAGAGAAACUGGGCUCCUGCAUCGGAGAAGAAAAGGAGCAGUCGCCGUUCUGGUAGCAGACCUGUUGGACUAGAUGAUUCAGGAAUGUCUGGCAGCCGUCGGCGUUCCUCCAAGAAGUCGCCAUCUCGCAAUCUUGGCCGAGCUGAAGAUGGGCGGCGAAGGUCCUCUCUGGCGGUCAAUAGAUACCAGGUUCAAGCUCAGCAGCUUGCAGCACAGCUUCUUCAAGAAGAGGACCAGGAGAAACCUGCUGACAAUGUAGAGGGCGAGGAGCCCGGGACCGGUAUCGUCAAUGAUGAGGUGGAUCCUGAAUUGGUGGAACCAUCCGUGGUCAAUGGGGAUGAUGCCGAGCCUGAAUUGGCGGGGAAAGCCGGUGAGAAGACAAAAAAGAAGAAGUCCAGCAAGAAGAAGAAGAAGAGAGGCAUUCCAAAGGGAUCAAGUGAUAAGGAUAUCUCCGAUUUGGGUGCUGCAAUAAAAAAGUCUUCAUCAGCCGCCGGCAUCAUUGGGCUCCUGAAAGGAAAAACAAAAACAAAUCAACCUGGGAAGGAUUCAUCUUCAAAGACGUCACUGAAACGCGCAAGUUCAUACAGUGAGUAGUAAGGUCGCUGACUUGACCAAGGACAAGAAUUAGACUAAUCUGAAACCAAGGAGUCAUUCGUUGAUUCUGUAGUCUUGGAGUAACAAAAGAAGCAAGUUAUAAUCGACCAGAGUAUUGGCAGAAUGCUUGAUAAUUAAUUGUAUGCGUAGUCUAGGUGCAUGUUUCAGUGCUUUCCCGCAGGAUUCUAGCAUGUCUCGGGCGGCGUUGGUUCACUGCAUGAUGUUAACCUUUGGCAACGAGACUCUUGUGGGUGAUAGAUCCUACAGCUACAUGUAGUACGGCGAGCAAACCGUGGUGUCCCCAUAAAACCCGCUAAAGGUGCAAAUCUAUCCUUGCUUCCUGGAGGACUCUCUGGCAGUGGUUGUGGAAUGAGCCAGGAUGCGAGCCGCCCGCAACAAAUUUCUUAGCUAGUGGACCGUGUACCAUUAUGUGAGGUACACCCAGGCUCAUCGGGCUAUCUGAUGGUGCUGCUGACUCUGACUCGACCACAAACCAACACAGCUCCAAGGCGUAACUAUGGUACUGUGCUGGUUGGCCAGAUACCGUGAUCGAGCCGCUACAUGACAAACUCGUACAUCCUACAUAACAACAUACCACCCUACGGUAGCUACGGUAGCUAGUAGCUAGAGC
This is a messenger RNA of Seminavis robusta, 2524 nucleotides long. The record is from the annotation of a GenBank genome assembly. Lineage: Eukaryota; Bacillariophyta; Bacillariophyceae; Naviculales; Naviculaceae.